This is a messenger RNA of Brenthis ino (lesser marbled fritillary), 270 nucleotides long. NCBI's taxonomy places the organism in Eukaryota, Metazoa, Arthropoda, Insecta, Lepidoptera, Nymphalidae. The record is from the annotation of a GenBank genome assembly.
AUGAGCAUGGAGCUAGAUGGAUAUGGUUCUAUAAAUCCAAGAUCUCUUACAGCUGGUUUUGCUAUUUGGUAUGUUUUGAGCGCGCCCACGAGUCAUUGCUGCUGCUUACUAAGUAGAGGACUUCACAGUAAAAUAGCAGGUGUUUUGGCAAUGUACAUGAGCAAAAUUAUGAAGAUAUGGUGUUUAAAUGAGCAAAUUAACAACUUACACGAGCACAUAAAGAUGCGCAGGACAUACAAUGAAAUUACUCCAUAUAUAGAACUUACCAUA